CAUGGUUUCCGGUCGGUUGGGUCCUUGCGCGUCACUUCCUGUAGUUCCUGAUAAAGGCGGCUCGGCGGGAUCUCCGCGGGUCAGUAUUUUUGAAUCCGGUGCGAAUCGGAACCAUCGGCGCUCUAACCAUGACGGUGGGGAAGAGUUCUAAGAUGCUGCAGCACAUCGAUUUCAGGAUGAGGUGCAUCCUGCAGGAUGGCCGGAUCUUCAUCGGCACCUUCAAAGCAUUCGACAAACACAUGAACCUCAUCCUGUGCGACUGCGACGAGUUCAGGAAGAUCAAGCCAAAGAACUCAAAGCAGCCGGAGCGUGAGGAAAAGAGAGUUCUGGGUCUGGUUCUACUGAGGGGGGAGAACCUGGUCUCCAUGACAGUGGAGGGCCCACCCCCUAAAGAUACGGGGAUUGCUCGCGUCCCAUUGGCGGGAGUGGCUGGAGGUCCAGGUGUGGGCCGGGCAGCGGGUCGUGGCGUUCCCGCGGGAGCGCCGAUGCCUCAGGCACCAGCCGGCCUCGCGGGACCUGUCAGAGGAGUGGGUGGACCUUCGCAGCAGGUGAUGACGCCACAGGGCAGAGGGACGGUUGCUGCAGCAGCAGCAGGUGCCAGCAUUGCCGGGGCACCAACGCAGUACCCACCUGGACGUGGAGCCCCACCCCCCAUGGGCAGAGGUGCCCCGCCUCCAGGUAUGAUGGGCCCACCUCCUGGCAUGCGGCCCCCAAUGGGACCUCCGAUGGGGAUGCCGCCCGGCCCGGGUCGUGGCGCUCCAAUGGGGAUGCCCCCCCCAGGCAUGAGGCCACCUCCACCUGGCAUGAGAGGACCGCCUCCUCCUGGGAUGAGACCGCCCCCACGGCCCUGAAGAAGCUCCACCCCCUCACGCUCAACUGUUGUAUAGAUUUUUCUUUUUAAAUUUGUUUUGUUGUUUUUUGUUUUGUUUUUAAAUAAAGUUUCUCAGUUUGUGCAA
Molecule: messenger RNA, 956 nt
Organism: Archocentrus centrarchus (flier cichlid)
Lineage: Eukaryota; Metazoa; Chordata; Actinopteri; Cichliformes; Cichlidae
Gene: snrpb
Product: small nuclear ribonucleoprotein polypeptides B and B1
Exons: 7
Coding region: 129-851 (240 amino acids)
Cellular component (GO): nuclear speck
Molecular function (GO): RNA binding
Source: RefSeq, a predicted model, not a curated record